Molecule: messenger RNA, 3254 nt
Organism: Nannospalax galili (Upper Galilee mountains blind mole rat)
Lineage: Eukaryota; Metazoa; Chordata; Mammalia; Rodentia; Spalacidae
Gene: Txndc16
Product: thioredoxin domain containing 16
Exons: 21
Coding region: 246-2705 (819 amino acids)
Source: RefSeq, a predicted model, not a curated record
CGGAGCCUCGCGGGUUGUUUUUUUUGCCCAGGAGACGGAUUUGGCGGGGGCGGUGCAGGCCGUGGGUGGUGCAGGCCGUGGGCGGCGAGCUUUUUCAGGAAGACACGGGAGAAGAUUGAAUGAGGUGACGCGUGAGCAGAAGCUUGCUCUGUUGAACCCCACUCUGUGCCAGGUAUUGUCCCAGGCAGUAGACACAGCAGUGAGGAAAGCGACACAUCUUCUGGAGCUCAUUCCAGUCACAGCCCAUGAUGUCUUCCACCUGUGGUCUGGUUAGAGUUGAGGGCUUGCUGCUUCUGAUGUCCAUUUUUAGCAAGCUGACUGAAGCCUCUCUGUCAGAGCUGAGUCCCCAGCAAUAUUUCAGCACGCUGCAACCAGGAAAAGCUUCUUUAGCUUAUUUUUGUCAAACUGAUUCUCCAAGUAACUCUAUAUUUCUUGAAGAACUGAAAGAGGCCAUUAGACCUCUCCAGGACUAUGGGAUUUCAGUUGCAAAGGUUAAUUGUGUCAAAGAAGAAACAUCAAGGUACUGUGGUAAAGAAGAGGAUUUGAUGAAAGCAUAUUUAUUCAGAGGCAACAUACUGCUCAGAGAAUUCCCUACUGACACCUUGUUUGAUGUGAAUGCCAUCGUUGCUCAUGUUCUCUUUGCUCUUCUUUUUAAUGAAGUAAAAUACAUUACCACCCUGGAAGACCUCCAGAGCAUAGAAAAUACUCUGAAAAGAAAAGCAAAUAUGGUCUUCUCUUACGUAAAAGCCAUUGGAACACCAGAGCACAGAGCAGUCAUGGAAGCUGCCUUUGUGUAUGGAACCACAUAUCAGUUUGCCUUAACCACAGAAAUCACCCUUUUGGAAAAUAUUGGCUCUGAGAAUAUAGAACAUGCACAUCUCUACUUUUUUCACUGUAAACUAGUCUUGGACUUGACCGAGCAUUGUAGAAGAACACUAAUGGAGCAUCCAUUGACUACACUGAACAUUCAUAUAUUUGUUAAGAUGAUGGAAGCACCUCUGUUGACUGAAGUAGCUGAGGAUCCUCAGCAGGUUUCAACUGCUCAUCUCCAGCUGGGCCUGCCACUGGUUUUUAUCAUUAGCCAACAAGCUACAUACAAAGCUGAUAGAACAACUGCAGAGUGGGUUGCCUGGCGUCUCCUGGGAAAAGCUGGAGUUCUACUCCUGUUAAGGGACUCUUUGGAAGUGAGCAUUCCUGAGCGUGCUAAUGUGGUCUUCAAAAGAGCAGAAAAGGACGUGCCAGUGGAAUUUCUGGUGUUCGAUGAUGCUGACUCAAUAGUCUCCCAUGUGAAAAAUAAUAUGUACUUUGAAGAAACACAGGAAGAUGAAAACGAAGACAUGGAAGGCCCAGAUCUGGAUAUUCAAGAUGAUGAAGUGGCAGAAACAGUUUACAGAGAUAGGAAGAGGCAUUUACCUUUGGAGCUGACAGUGGAGUUGACAGCGGAGACAUUUAAUGUGACAGUGAUGACUUCUGACAGCAUAGUGCUCUUCUAUGCUGGUUGGCAUGCAGUCUCCAUGGCAUUUCUGCAGUCUUAUAUUGAUGUGGCAAUUAAAUUGAAAGGCAUGUCCACUCUACUUCUCACUAGAAUAAACUGUGCAGAUUGGUCUGACGUCUGUACUAAGCAAAAUGUUACUGCACUUCCUGCUGUAAAGAUGUAUAAGGCAGGCGAGAGCCCAGUGUCAUAUGCUGGCAUGUUGGGAACUAAAGAGCUCCUGAAGUUCAUCCAGCUCAAUAGGAUUUCAUGGCCAGUGAACAUAGCAUCAAUCCAAGAAGCAGAAAAAUAUUUAAGUGGAGAAUUAUAUAAAGACCUAUUUACCUAUGCUAGUGUGUCAGUACUGGGAUUAUUUAGUCCAUCCAUGACAACAGCAAAAGAAGACUUUGUGGAAGCAGGAAACUCUCUGAAAGGAUAUGUCAUCACUGGAGUCUAUUCUGAGAACGAUGUUUGGAGACUGUCAAAUAAAUAUACUGCAACUCUUCCAGCUUUGCUGCUUGCCAGACCCAAAGAAGGCAAGGUAGAGAGCGUUCCCCUGGCUUCCACUCAGGUGCAAGAUGUGCUUCGGAUAAUAGCAAGUGCACUACUGGAAACAUUUCCAGAAAUCACUGUGGAAAAUCUUCCUGCCUAUUUAAAACUUCAGAAACCAUUACUUCUCUGGUUCAGUGAUGGCAACAUAAAUCCACAGUAUAGGCACACAGUUCUGACACUAGUGAAAUGGAAACAGUUGGAGUCAGUUAUGCCUUGCUGGUUAAAUUUAAAUAGUACUCCAGUGGGGAGGGAAAUCCUGAAGACUUACUUUGGCCCUCUGCCCCCACUUCCUCAGCUGCUUUUGGUGAAUCUGCAUUCAGGUGGCCAAGUAUACGCAUUCCCUUCAAAUCAGUCUGUAACUGAACACAACCUUUUAUCGUGGCUUAAGAAGUUAGAAGUAGGACUACAAAAUCCUAUCACAAUUUUAUCUGCUCAAGAAUGGAGACCUCCUCUUCCAGCCUAUGAUUUUCUAAGUAUGAUAGAUGCUGCCGUGCCUCAACAUCCCUCUAGCAAAGUUCCUGAGUGUCCGAAAGAAACAGAAGUGCAGAGUAAUGAGCAACAACAGGAAGAUAAAUCAACAACCAGAAGACAGCCCAUUGAAACACUGAGAAUAAAGCACUGGAAUAGAAAUAAUGUACUGAAGGAAACAGAAAAGUCAUUUCAACAUGAGAAAGAGUUAUAAGCUGAUCUUACAGGGAUACCCUUUCUUUUUGGCCUGAAAGACUCCAGAUUUAUUUCAGUACGGAAUAGUACUAAGUCAUGUCAGGUUUCUAGACAAGGGCCAUCUGAUAGAAAUGUAAUAGAAAUCACAUACAUAAAGUUUUCUAGUAGCUACACUCAAAAAACAUAACCUGGGCAGAUGAAAUUGAUUCUAAAAAAUGUAUUUUACCCAGUAAGUAUAACCACACAGCUUAAUAUAAAAAUACUGAGAAAUUUACUUUUUUCAUACAAAGUGUUCAGAGUACAAUGCAUAUUUUAUACUUUGUGCAUUUCUCACUAUGGAGUAGCCAUAUUCCAAGUGCUUAUUGGUCACAGGUGGUACAUGGCCAUUGUCAAUAUUGGGCAGCUCAGUAUCAGACAAGCACUAGUGUAAUUAACCUAGUACUAGCCCUGAUAUAUGUGAAUGAAAACCAAAAUGUGUCUGUUGAAGCACUGUUGUUUCUACAGUGGAAUCAUACCGCUGGCAGAUGUGUUUAUUUUCCUGUAGUCAUGUUAAAGCUGGUAUUCUUCA